AUGAAGUUCUCAGCUUUCUUUGUUAUCGCCUCUGCUGCGUUUGCUGUCGCCGCCCCCGGUGUUGCCACUUUCUCUCAAGAGCGCGCUGCUCUCAACGAGAGUGCCCCCAGCCGCGACCGUGAGGAGGGCCGUGCUGAUCUGCGCGAGCCUGAGCGAGAGGAGGGCCGUGAAGGUGGGCGCGAGGAUGACCGAGAGGACCGUGCUGGCCGUGGUCGCCAGGAUGGUCGUCUCAACCGUGGCGGCCUUGCCUUUAGCCAGGUUGACCUCAACUACCUUCUCCGGGUCAACCAGCUCAACCUUGGCAAGCUCCAGGUCCUCAGCCAGCGAAACAACUUCAACGUCGUCGUCUUCCAAGAUCUCUUCGCCUCUCGGGACUUCAGCCUCCAAUCUCUUCUCCAGCUCCAGCAACUCUCCACCAUGCUUGCUAUCGCCGAGACUGGUAUCUUUGACCAGUUUGAGCUGUCUCGAUUGGACCUUGGCAACCUGAACCUUGGACUCAUCAACGGCAUUGCUGGCCUUAAUCUGGCCCAGUUCAUUGAUGCUGCUCUGAAACCCCAGAUCACUAUUAUUUCUAAAGAGGUUAACAACAACAUCAUCAUUGCCAAGUAA
This is a messenger RNA of Fusarium odoratissimum NRRL 54006, 609 nucleotides long. RefSeq lists its product as uncharacterized. The record is from RefSeq and is a predicted model, not a curated record. The transcript is spliced from 2 exons. Bases 1 to 609 code for a protein of 202 amino acids. Lineage: Eukaryota; Fungi; Ascomycota; Sordariomycetes; Hypocreales; Nectriaceae.